GAACUGGUUCUUCAAUUUAAGAGACUGUACCCCAUCCCAAGUUUUAUUUCAGUUGGUGUUACAAUGAAUCUCUUGUAAGUUAAUUCAUUAGUAUAAUUAUUGAACAUGAAUUGCAAUAACCUAUUUGCAAACACAAAUAGACAAACAAACAAAAAACCCAGAAUAACAUGGGGGUUGAGAUUUUGUUUUUAUUUACAUAGGAAAUGAACACUCACAGCAGGGAACCUUUUAGGAACAACCGAUCACUCUGAAGACCCAAAUCACCAGAGCCCACAUGGCAGAACCCUGGAGGUAGCAAGCCUCCCUAAGACUGAUCAAUCUUAACUAUUAACCCCAGACCUAUUAUUAUUAUUGUUAUGACUCAGCUGCCCUAAAAAAAAUAUAACUUAUAAUUAUGUAUAUCCUUGUAUUCUGAUAUUAGGUAUAAUUAUUUCUAUAUCAAAUGUAAGUUUUCAAAAUGUUUUUCCCUCUCUAACCUCACACUUAUUCCACUAGAAUUUAGCACAGCAUAAUAGAUCCACACUUAGCAAGACAGCACAAAUACCUUACCAAACACUUAUUGCAGAUUUAAUUUGGAAGAAAAGAUACAUACCAAACCCCAGGGCAUUACUCCAUAACAGAACAUAACCUGUAGCAACAUAAUAGUAUGAACACUUAGAAAUUAAACAAAUUUGACUUAUAAGUACAGAGAAGUCAAUACUUGCUUGGCUUAUGGAACCAAGAAUUGGAUGCUAACAGAAUCAGGCCUAAACACACUCUGAAAAAAAGGCACUAGUAAAUUUCAAAAGCUCCAUUUACAUGCAAAUAGAAUUAGAAUUUAGCUUUCUAGCCUUAUACAAGUAGUGGUAGUCUCUCAGUGACAAUUGUCUUUGGGCAUUAUGAUCUAUUGAUGUACCCUCAUGUGGCUUUGAAGUCCAAAGACUGAGGCGCAAAGUUUGUGGCAUAUGGGGCAUGGGACUCCAGUUGUUACGGGAGGUGCGGUUGUGGCCUGGUGUCAGCAUUCACGCACAGCGGCAAGACGUCAAUGUCGUUCAUCUUCAAAGGUGGUGACGGCAUGGUUAAUGUGGAUUCACCAGCUUCUUCUGACAGAGGCAGCAAGUUCUAGUUGCUUUGGUGUAAUGCCAGCCCACUUCAAGUUGGACUUUAGCUGAUCCUUGUAUCUUUUCUUUGGGUUGGCCUUGUUUCCUGAGUCCAACUGACAGUUCACCACAGAAUACCUGUCUUGGUAUUUGCGGUAGGUCCAUGUGGAUGACGUGUCCAGACCAUUGUAGCUGGGUUUUGAGGGCCAUUACUUUGAUGCUGGUGGAGUUGGCUCUGUUGAGUACUUCCUGAUUGGUGAUUUGGUCCUGCCAUCGGAUCCUCAUGAUUGACCAGAGAGAGCGUUGGUGGAAUUGCUCCAGCUGUUUCAUGUGCUUUCGGUACAAUGUCCAUGUCUCGCAACCAUACAGGAGCGAGCUGAGGACCACUGCGUUGUACACUUUGAGCUUCGUCGCAGUGCCAGUUCCAACACCUCUGUGUUGAAGGACUUUGGAGCGCAGCCGCCCGAGUGCCUGGCUGGUCUUUUGGAUCCUGGCAUUAAUCUCGUGGUCUAGGGACCCAUCGUUGGUGAUGGUGCUGCCCAGGUACUUGAAAGUGUUGACAAUAGAAAGCUGCGUGCCGUUGAUUGUAAUGCAUGGCUAGUUAGUUGGCCUCCUUGGUGCAGAUUGGAACAGCACCUCUGUUUUGCUGAGGCUGAUAGUCAGGCCAAACAGUUUUGUUGUGGUAGAGAACCUGUCCACAAUGGUUUGAAGAUGAUUUUCUUGGUGGGCCAUGAGAGCACAGUCUUCUGUGAAGAGAGCUUCCAGGAUGAGUCUCUCUGUUGUCUUUGUUUUUGCAGUCAGGUGGUGAAGGUCGAAUAGUGAGCCAUCCAGUUGGUAUUUGAUGUAGACGCCCAGGUCUAGAUCCAUCACAGCAUGUCGUAAUAUUUGGGUGAAGGAUAGGUUGAAAAGUACUGGAGUGAGGACACAGCCUUGUUUCACGCCAUUGGAGAUAUUGAAGCGAUGGGAAGUCUCUCCACCAGAUAGGACUUCCCCAUCAUGUUGACAUGAAAGAGCUGGAUCAGUUUGAUGAAUUUUGCUGAGCAACCGAGCUUGCUAAGGAUCACCCACAAUGUGUCCCUGUUCACUGUGUCGAACGCCUUUGUCAGGUCUAUGAAGACAAUGUAGAGACUCAGGUUCUGCUCAAGGCAUUUUUCCUGCAUUUGCCUCACCGUGAAGACCAUGUCGAUCGUGCUGCGAUCUGGUUGGAAGCCACAUUGUGAUUCAGGCAGGUUCUGCUCUGAAACGGAUGAGAACCUGCCUACAAACCAUACACCCACAUACCUUAUCUUCAUUUGUUAAAUUUAUAUGAAAAAGGAGCAGAUGUGGGAACAGCAUUAGAAGAUUGGGGGCUUCCAUUCCAGCAAGGUUGUGGAAUGCCUAAUGCACCCAGUCUGCAAGGUCUCUAGGUAUAGAGACAGACCUGUGGUUCCUAUAUAGUUUAUCUGUGGGUGGUGACCUGAGAAGGAGAAUGGAGGCUAGAGGAAUAUGGAUGUGAGAUAGAUAAGGGCUGUCAGGGCAAGAGAUACAAGAAUAAAGACUCAGAGACCACAAGUUAAAACACCUGGGGAGAUGCAAGCUCUGUAAUUACCUCUCUAGAAAGAGAAAGCAAGUGGAGAAAUUAUAAGUAUGAGGACCAAGAGAACCUGCGUGGAGCUGAAAACUCUGGGAUAUCCCCCAUGGGCCACACAGCCAAGAGAUUAAUGGGAGAUGUGCAAGGCAGCUGUGCUGCGUAAGUCAGUCAGACACGAGGAACAUAAUGGGCCACAGGAAGAUCAAGAUUGUAAGAGGCAAGAGGGAAAGUAAAAACUGUGAGAGCAAGAGGUGUAAGAGAAGAGAAGGGAAGAGAAGGCUUGCACUUGUUCCCCAGCCUUUAUUGGGGACCUUAGGAAUGUCAAGUGGGAGGUGAUUAAUGUAUACAUAACAUGACAUAGGUUUUUACAUUGGUAGCAUUGACAAUGAUGGAAUCAAAGAGGAGGAUAUUAAUCCAACCUGCGCUUUGUAAGUGAAUGUAGUCCAAGCCAGGACACUGACUGUCAACGCCCAGCCCAGGAAUUUGCUUGUCCUUUGUGCUAGUCCUUUGGACUGUCCCUUUCUAUACACAAGUGAACAUCAAGUGAUCUGACCAUGUGUCUGGUAAAUGAAUAUACAGGAUACAAUAUCAAUACAUCAAUCAUACUUCCAAGAUGUUAACAUGCCUGGUAUGCUACACUGGGAAAUCAAAGCUUAGAAAUUGCUAGACAUGUAGCCUGCUCCCUAGCAUGAAAAAAAAACAAACAAAUACUAUGUCCAGCCAAGAAAAUAAUAAUAAUACAAGAGUUCUGUGAGAAGAACAUACAGCAUUGAGUCAAAUGUUGACAUGUUGAAUUGGCAUGUUAACUGUGAUUUAUUAUCCUAUAGAAAACUCUGUUUAGAACCACUGAGUUAAUCUACAUCCAUUGUUUCCAUUUUGAAAAUGAUUACUAACCAUUGUUUCUGAAAAAGGCUUACCUAAUCUCUCAGCCUAUGUCACUUUCCCUAUAAAGUAUGUAACCCAACUCAUAAAUUCUGUCACCACCCAGAGAGAGGAUGUCUGCGUGUCUAUCAGUCUGGAGGUUUGGUCCUCCUGUAAUCCCAGAACCAUUUUUCUCAUCCCGGUUCCUUGAGCAGAAUUUGACAUAUGACUAUGCAAACCUUCACUUAAUGGCCUGAGUGCCUUCUUUAGUUCUAAUACUGAACCUGAACUAACAGGAUAUUGGCCUAUAUCAGGCUUGCCCCUAACAGGAAUGUUUUAUUAUACCUCUUGCUAUAUCUCUCACUAAAUCUCUUUUUUAACUAACUACUGAUGUCACCUGGGUGAUUAGAGAAAAAGUAACAAGGCAGUGAGGCUAUCAUUUGAGUGGAUGUGGACCAACAAAAAUCUUGAAUGUGGUGUAAAUUAUUCAAGGGAUCCCACAUGUGAAAAUGCUCUGGGUAUUAUACUUAUUCUCCUAUUUCUUAUUUUUCCCCAUUUUCCUUUAUUACAGGUUCCAGACCUUUAGCUAAUGUGUGGAGUGAAUUUUGGGGAGCUAGCACCCCCAUUAAUAACUCUAAUGAGCAGACAGGAGACUUUGAUAUGAUGCUAGCAGGAUGUGGCUUUUUUUGUAGAAAGAGCAGACAGCAUGGGGUAACAGAAGCAAUGUUCAGGGGUAUACAGAUGAAUUCAGAAUUUAUAGAAAAUAAAUACAAUGCUCCUCUUUAGCCACCCACUACCACUGGUGUGUUUUACAUUGUCUGAUGUUAUACUUUUCUUUAUCUUGUUAUUCCUUCCUUUCACUCCCAACAUUCUCAUCAGUUCCAUAAGAGUAUUCCUCAAGUUUGCAAUUUCUAAGUUGAGUCAGAGUUUAGACAUGGUCAAGGUCUUUUAUUUUAUUUUUUAAUAACUUAAAUUUUUUAUUUAAUUAAUUUAGAAUAUUUUUCCAUGGUAGCCAAAGAGUAAUUCCACUGGGUUUUACGUGUGUCAUUGAUCAAGACCUAUUUCCAUAUUAUUAAUAUUUUCAUUAGGGUGAUUGCUAGAGUCUACCUCCCCAAUCAUAUCCCCAUUGACCCAUGUGAUCAAGCAGUUGUUUUUCUUCUGUGUUUCUAUUUCUACAGUUCUUUCUCUGGAUGUGAAUAGCUUUUUUUUUUCUUAUAAGUCCCUCAGAAUUGUCCUGGAUUAUUGCAUUGCUGCUAGUAGAGAAGUCCAUUACAUUCAAUUGUACCACAGUGUAUCUGUCUCUGUGUAUAAGGUUCUCCUGGUUCUGCUCCUUUCACUCUGCAUCAAUUCCUGGUGGUUGUUCCAAUUUAUAUUCCUCCAGUUCAUUAUUCCUUUCAGCACAAUAGUAUUCCAUAAGGUCAAAGUCUUUUAGAAAGAAACAUUUUAAAAAAUAUUUUAGAUAGGGGAUUAAGUUCUCAUGGGAAUCUCUUGAGCUGUAAAAUUUUGAUUGAGGCAUCAUUUUCCAGCCUUUGAAAUGUUCAUUGAACAGGUUGUCAGGUCAAUUGAGAAUCAAUAACAAAGAAAAGAAAAGGUGCUUGUUUAUCUUAUUUAAAAGCAGUACUAACCAAGGCAAUCAAUAGGGGUUUGAAUGGGGGAAUAGUUUCCUUUAUUCACUACAGGGAGAUUAGUUCCUGCUAGUUGUCAGCUGGUAGCAGUAUGCAGGGAUACAGGCUUCUUCUCUUUUCUCUGAAGGGUCUUAACUUUAAUCUUUAUUGAAACAUUACAGGGAUUCAAUAAUCUGAAAUUAUCACUAUUACUAUUAAUCCUAAUGCUAACUAUAGUUACGAAUAAUAUGUUUGACUAUGUGGGUGACUAAAUAUUUGAACUUUAUCCCUAUUCCUGAUCAAAGAGUGGAUUUUAUUGACUAAAAAAAAACCCUUACCUUCCAUCUUGUGAAUAAUACCCUACUGAUUUUAUUCCACACAGCUACCAUGUUCCAUUUUACCUUUUUUUUUCCCAUCAAUAUUUUUUCCCCAUCAAUAUAGAUAUCACUACCAUAACUUUGGUUAGCUAGGAAAAGCAAUGGAUAGAGCUUGGAACUAGAAGACUUAAAUUCAAAUACAUUCUCAGACACUUAGUAGCUGUGUGCCCUGAGUGAGUCACUUAACCUAUCUGCUUCAUUUUUCUCAUUUUGUAAAAUGAGCUGGAAUAGAAAUAGCAAACAACUCCAAAAGCUGCCCCCAAAAAACAAAAAAGGGUCACAAAGGGACACAAUUGGAAACAACUAAACAACACCUGUCUUGUUUUUCACUAUCCAAGUUUACUAGAUUCUUUACUAUCUUCCUUUAGUUGAACUUUCCUCCUUGACCCAUCUUCUUUGCCUUCCUCUUUACUAUGCCUCAUUCUUGCUCAUUGAUUGGACCCUCUUCAUUUCUCAUUUUCUACUCUCUUCCAGUCAUCCACUGUUCGUCCAACUCACUAACACUAAAACUUGAGAUGCACUAUCUCUACUUUUACUAUGAACUCUGGCCAUAAAACUAUCCCCUGGCCUGUCUUAGCCAUGUCUCUUUGGUUUGUUUAUUGGACUCUUCAUUCUUUUUGUGUAAGGGAUACCGUUUUAUAGAUAUGGAAAAAUCUAGAUGAACAUGGGGGGAGGGGGCUUUUUUGGAUCAUAGAUCUGAAGCCAAAAGGCAACUAAAAUGCCUACUAGUUCAACUCCCUCAUUUUGCAUUUAAGGCAACUGAAUCAUAAAGAGAUUAAGUGACUUUUUCACAGUUAUACAGGUAAUAAAAACAUCAGAGGCAGGAUUUGAAUCCUGGCCCUCUGAAUCCCAAGGAGAUUCCAAAAGUUGUAAGAAAGGAACACAGGUAUCAGCUGUUCAUGUCCUCAUGCCCUCUAGUGAAGCUGUUUCAUUUUUCAUCAUCCUUUUUUUUUUGGUCACCACUGGAUAAAAGAUGGCCUGUUUACUGUUUCAAUUAGUCGCUGGAGAUUUGUAUGACUGGAAUUGAUUCCUCGCUGAAAAAUCCUAACUUUCAGCUAAAAUUUUGUCAUUUUCAAACAAAGGCAUGUAAAAUUCCCUACAUCUCACAACCUGAGAUCCAAUGUUUCAGUAUUUAAAGAUAUAGUUUGUUCCCUCAAUGGGACAAAGGUGUGCUGGUGGGUGAGGAACAAAACACAGUUUUAAAUUUAAUCUGCAUUAUUAAUUCAUUUUCUCCAUCAUUUUCUUAAAUCUAGUCAAUCGACAAAACAAUAAAUUAGACCUUCAUUUUAAGUGUUUUCCAGUUUCUGAGGUGCAAAGUCUUACAUUAAAAAAAAAUCAACAAUUAAAUCUCACAAGCAGGGAGGUCAUGGCUCCAAAACACUCCAGAGUCGAAGACGUUUUCAAGGUUGUAGCAGGGUGCCCCGAAAGCACUGUAUGGGAGUAACCCUUACGGGUUAAAUUUGAUGUCAAGAUAAAAAAACGCACGGAGACACCGGGUAUUAUCGUGGUCCGGAAGUGCCUGUGGUUCCCUUGCUUCGACUCCGCAGAGCCAGCUCCUGGAGUUCCGCGUCUGAGUUUGUUUGGUCUUGGCUGUGAAGUAGUUCAACUUGGCGUUUCUUCUUUCGGACUGUUCGGUCACACUGGCCACCCACAGGCUCGCCAGCCAGCCUUCAGGCCCAGAGUAGAGACUAACGGAGGGACCGACCCUCUGUCGGAAGAAGGAAAGACGAAAGAAAAGAACCCGACUCCGCUAGGAAGGAGUUUUGUUUUCACGUUGGGGCGCCUGGGGGUGGGGGUGAGGGUGGGGAUGGGGGGUGGGGGUGGGCCCCCACCCCGCUGUGUUUUAAUCUCUCCCGAGGGCCUUCUACUUUCUGGACCGGCUUCGAGCCCCAAGAUACCAUUCCUGGAGUGGCAACUCCGAACUUGGUGGAUGGAAAUCCGGGUGAACGGCAUCCAUCUUCCAGCAUCACAGGAGGCGCUGAGGGCUUUGCUCGGUACCUGUAUCCUGAGGCAGGAAUUUCCUGAAAAAGCAAAAACCCCAGCUGGAGUGAGCCCCCUCUUGAACUAUUCCAAUUCAGAAUGGCUACAGGAUCCAAGGAUGCUUCAGCCUUGGACAACCAGAUUUCUAAAGAACAGUUAGAGCUCCUGGCAGUGAAAAUGGAAGAGAAGAAGGAAUGCAGAUAUGUACAGAAAUCAGGUCUUCAGAGAAACAGUCCCUCCAACUGGGAAUUGUCUAGACAAUUCAGGAAUUUUUGCUACCAAGAGACUCCUGGGCCCCGGGAAGCGCUGAGUCAGCUAAGGGAGCUUUGCUGCCAAUGGCUAAGGCCAGAAAGUUGUACCAAAGAACAGAUCUUAGAAAUGCUUGUUCUAGAACAAUUCCUGAGUAUCCUUCCUGAUGAACUCCAGACCUGGGUUCUGAACCAACAUCCAGAAACUGGAGAGGAGGCUGUGAGCCUUUUGGAAGACUUGGAAAAAGAGUUUGAUGAAUCAAAGCAACAGGUCCCAGCCAGUAUACAGGGAAAGGAGGGGCUCUGGAAGAAGAUGACUCCUCUGAGCUCAGCCCAGGAAUCCCAGUGGAAUAUACAGCUCCAGCCUGUGGAGACCAAGCUUAAAUGUGAAUCUCAGGAAUUCUAUUCCCUCCAAAAGAGAGCUCUCCAAGUUCCUGCCUGCUUCACCAAAGAGACCUGUAAAGACCUGGAGACAGCAUUUUUUCUUCCUAGUCCAAGGCUUCAGAACUUGUUCAGGCAUUUCUCUGAAAGGAAACUUAGUCCAAAUUCUGAUGUGAGACACAUUCAGGGGUUAUUGAAGAUGGAGGGUAAAUCCUUGUCUCUCACUCCUGACGAAUGGGGGCAGCUGGAAUUAUCUGAAAUGAUCCUCUGUAGAGGCACAAACCAGAAAAAUUUUGAGGACAAGAUCUCCUUGGAUAAUAAACUAAGUAUGGAUAUCAGAGAAUCAAUCCAAAAACAAGAACUUCCCAAGAAAUUUCACCUACCUUGCCAGCUUAGCAGCGAAGUUUCCAGGGAUCUAAGAGGUGGGAAAUCUGGUGAACAAGAAAGCAGAUUAGAAAAAAAACAGAGAAACACUACUAGAAGAAAACAAUAUAAAUGUGAGGAGUGUGGAAAGUAUUUUGCUCAAAGUUCAGGUUUGAGUAAACACAGGAGAAUUCACACUGGAGAAAAACCUUAUGAGUGUGAUGCAUGUGGGAAAGCCUUUAUCGGGAGUUCAGCUCUUGUUAUACACCAGAGAAUCCAUACUGGAGAAAAACCUUAUGAGUGUGAAGAAUGUGGGAAAGCCUUCAGUCACAGUUCAGAUCUUAUUAAACAUCAGAGAAUCCACACAGGUGAGAAACCCUAUGAAUGUGAUGAUUGUGGGAAAACUUUCAGUCAGAGCUGCAGCCUUCUUGAACAUCACAGAAUCCAUACUGGGGAGAAACCUUAUCAAUGUAGUAAAUGUGGAAAAGCUUUCAGGCGGAGUUCACAUCUUCUCAGGCAUCAGAGAAUCCACACUGGUAAUAGAUGUUUUCAUGAUGCUGUGCACAGUGAGGCCUUUGAAAGUAAAGAAGAGACAGAAACACAGUGGGGAAAUCUUGAAGAACAAGAACCAUAUAAAUGAGAAAAAUUUUACUGGGAUCACAGGUUUUGUUGAACAUUAAGAGAAUACAUGCCAGGAAAAAACCUAAGUUUAAGAAUUCCUACCUUAUUAAACAUCAAAGAUGCUGCAAUAGAAAAAAGUCUCUAUUGAUGUAACCAGUUUAGUAAAUACAGAACUGUAUUAUUUUGAAAUUCCACCUUAAAAGUGUCUGUAAUUAUAGAAUCAGAAUUAAAAGAAUCUUAGAGGCCACAUACUUCAAAAAGAAUCUCUUCUGCAAAAUAUCUGAAAAAUGGCCAUCAAGAUUUUGCUUAAAGAUUUCAAACGAUGAGAAUCAGCUACCUCCUGAAUCCACUGUUGAAUGGCUCUAAUUGUCAGGAAGUUUUUCCUUUCAUGAAGGCUAAAAUCCACCUCUUGGCAACAUCUAACCAUGGCUAUACACAUGGACCAAAUAGAAUAAACCUGGACCAUUUUCUAUGAAAAAAACUUUUAAAAUACUCAACUAUAUUUUUUCUCAAAGCUCAACACCUAGUUCCUUUGGAUGACCCUCAUAUGAAAUUAUCUUCACCCUCUUAGUUGCCCUCCUCAACAUUCUAGUUUAUCAAUGUCUUUCCUAAUAUAUGGCAUCCAUGACUAAGCACAGUACAUCGGCCUGUGCUCUAACUAAGGCAAAGUAUAGUAGGAUCACCUGCUUUCUGGACACUAUGCCUUUCUAAAAUGCUUAUGGUCAUAUUAGCUUUUUAUUAUAUUGAUUCAUUAAACUUGAAACCUACCAAAACCUCCAGAUAUUUUUUAAACAAAUUAGCAAUGCCUUCCCCAUGUUGUGCUUGUGAAGAUGAUUUUUGAACCUAAAUGUUUGAUUUUACAUGUUUCCUUUCAUUAGAAUUAGCUAAGUGUAGAUAGAAUCUAUCAAGAUUUGUAGAUCAAGAUUUAGAUUGUGUUAGCAAUCCCUUUCAUCUUUGCAUUAUCUAUUAACAUUAUAGACAUUCAUUAGAGCUAGAAGGAACAUUAUAGGCCACUUACUUCAACUUUUUCUUUCUAUAAAAGAAAAAAACUGAGAUUCAGAGAUGUUAAGGUUCAAAGUCAUGCAGGUAGUAAGUAGCUUACAUUUGAGCAGAGCUACAAAUCCAUCAUGCUUUUUAUCAUACAUUCUAUCUAACCCCUUCCUCAUGUCAUUAAACAACAUAGAACCAAGCAUAAAUUACUGGGGCUCUUUUUAAUAUAAUUGUUAUUCUAUAUGUUUUCUUGUAAUGCUAUAUAUCUUAUUUUGUACAUUUAAAAAACAUUAUUCUGAGAAGAGGUCCAUGAUACAAAAAAAGUUAAGAACUCUGAUCUAGUCCUAAUCUCUCCAUCUCCAAGAAAGUACUGCAAGAGUCAAAUAUUUUACUCUUCUACAGUUUUUCUCUGAUUGAGUCUGGUGACCCUAUGCUACCCUCCCUGAAAAAGAAAUCAGUUUAUUCCAUCAUAGUUCAGCUUUUUAAAAUUAAUUUUUGUUGAUAUCCUUUAAUGUUAUAUAUGUUUCCUACUGUAUCUCUUCAAUAGUUCCCUCCCAGAAAGCUGUACUUUAAAUAAAAAAAAAUUUAGAACAACUAACAUUGAAAAAUCUAAUAUUAUAUAUACUAGCCAUAAAGGUGGCCCCUACUUCUCUAUCUCCUCUUGGGGGUCAACCAACCUUUAUGAAUUUAAAUUGUUUUCUUUCUAUUUUAUAUUGUAGUCAUUAUGAAUGUUUUCCUGGCUUUGCUUCACUUUUCAUCAUUUCCUAAGUCUAGCUAUGCUUCUUUUAGCAUAGAAAUAUUUCAUUAUAUUCAUGUGCCGAAAUGACUUUAGCUAUUCCCAAAGGAUAUCUACUUUAUUACCAGUUCUUUGUUACCACAAAAAGUACAACUAUAAAUAUAUGGUAUCUAUGGGUUGCUUCUUUUUGUCAUUGGCCUUCUUCUGUGGGAUUUCUGAGACAAAAAGUAUGCAAGUUGUAGUCAUUUUUUCCACAUUAUUCCAAGCAGAUUUCCAGAAUAGUUAUAGUUCAUAGCUCCAUCAAAAAAUAUAUCACUGUGCCUAUCUUUUCACAUCCCUUCCAACACUGACCAUUCUUAUAUUUUAUCAUCUACCAAUUUCCUGGGUACGAGGGAAAGGAACCUUUGCAUUGUUUUGAUUUGCUUUUCUCAGUAUUAAAGAUUUUAGGACAUUCUUUCACAUGUUAAUAGUUUACAAUUUUUCUUUUUUUUUUCAUAUCCUUUCAGCUCUCAUUUACAGAGGAGUGGCUUUUGGUCUUAUAUACUUGUGUUAAUUCUCUAUUUAUUUUGGCUAUUAGACCCAUGCCCAAGAUAUUUGAUUAAGAAAUCUUUUCUCAGUUAACUAUUUGACCUUCUUAUCUUAGUUACAUUCAUUUUGUUCAUGAAAAAACUUCUAGUUUCUGUAACUGAAAUUAUCUAUUUUUAUAAUCAUCUUUAUUCCUUUGUUUAAGAAAGAUACAUAGUUCAUUUCUCUUCUGAUUUUUUAGAAAGUAUGAUUUUAAUAUUCUUCAUGUAUGCAUUUUUACCUUCUUGUAGUAAAUGGUAUAAUAUGUUGGUGUAAACCCAAUUUCUGCCACUAUUUCAAGUUAGUUUCUGUUAUAUUCUUAUCAAAUAGAAAGUCUUUCUAAGGUAAUCUAUGUUUUUAUAUUUUUGAACAUUGGAUUAUUGAGUUCAGUUAUUUCUGAUUCUUCUAUGUAAGAUCUGUCCCAUUGAGCAAGUUUUCUAUUUCUUAACCAGAAUGAAAUAUUUUUGAUGAAUUCUCCUUUACAAUAUAGCUUGAUGUUUGCAAAUGCUAUUCUUCCUUUAUUCCAAAUAUUUUUCUUGAUUGUCUAGAUCUUUGAUAAAUAUUAUUAUUUAUCUAGAUCUAUAAGGUAUAUCUUUGGUUGUUUGGUUUAGUUUAGGCAUUAAGUUUGUAAAUUACUACUGUAAUAUUGUCAUUUUUAUUAUUUUGGCAUAGCCUAGCCAUGAGUACUAAAUAUUCUUCUAAUUAUUUAAAUCGUAUAUUUCUUUGGGGAGCAUUUUAUAAUUAUAUCUAUAUAGAUAUUGAAUGUGCUUUGUUAGACUGACUUCCAGGUAUUUUGUGCAUUUUGUAGUAAUAACUUCUGAUAAGAAUAAUCCAUAUUCCCAUAUAAACUUAAUGCUAAUUUUCUCAGCUUUGAAUCAGCAUUUCACUUCUCUAUAGAAAGCUUAUCAGGAACUUCCUCAUAAUUAAUGUCACACAUCUCCAUUUAUAGUCAUGUAUUUAAUAUUCUCUAAUCAGUUUAUUCCUUAUAGCAUUAGUUUAAUUUUUAUUUUCAGUUCCAAAUUCUCUGCCUUCCCCCCCACCCCCAACCAUUAAAAAAUCAAGAAAUACCCCUUAUACAUGCAAAAUGUUACCUAUGUUCUGGGGAAGAGAGCAGAAAACAAAACCAAGAAAAAGAAAGAGGAAAAAAUGCUUCAGCCAAUACUUUGAGUUCAUCAGUGCUCUGAGUCCAUCAAUUUUCUAUCUAGAGGUAAAUAGCAUUUUUCAUUAUGAAUGUUUUUUAUUCUAAUGGUUCAUUGUUUUUAUCCGAGUUACUAAGUCUUUCCCCAUGGAUUAUGUUUACAAUAUUUCUGUAACUGUUAGAUCAUUCUGUUUCUGCUCACUUCAUUUUGCAUUAAUUCACCUGGCUUCCCCAUUUUCCUUGUAUUGUUUCAUAAGACAGAAAACUUCAUAUUCAAGUAACACUGCUGUAUUGUCCAUAAUAGUUUAAUUUUCUUCCUGCUUUUACUACUACUCCUCUUGAGUCACAAAGAAGACAUUAUUAAUUUUUCCAUAAAGUAUAAAAAUUAAAUUAUUUCUCUAAUCACAAAAUAUUAUAUUUUAUGAUGUUUAUUAAGGAUUAUUAGAAAAUCAAGGAAUAAAGAAGAUACAAAAUAAAAACCACCUGCCCAUGACUGAUUAGCCCAUUUAAAAUUCCCAUACUUAGCUUACCACUAUACUUGCUGCAUCAUUUGCGAAGGAAGAGAGGAGAGCGUGGGAGGUGUUAUUGCCAGUUAAAUACGAAUUGUGAUCUCGCCAAUGUGGAGACUCAAGAGAAAUUAUAGGGAAUUCUGGGAAAUACCAACGACAUCUGGGUCUAGGGUUAAAAAUCUCCAUUUAUACAUUCCCCCCUGUGUAAAGGGUGAAUACUGAAAAAAUCUAAAUUUAAAUGGUCUCCAAGAGAAAUCCCAAAUAAUAAAAUACCCAAGUCAGCUGCCA
Monodelphis domestica (gray short-tailed opossum) is the source of this 13309-nucleotide messenger RNA. Lineage: Eukaryota; Metazoa; Chordata; Mammalia; Didelphimorphia; Didelphidae. The record is from RefSeq and is a predicted model, not a curated record.